Messenger RNA from Mustela erminea (ermine), 8210 nucleotides. It is a transcript of the gene SNPH, whose product is annotated as syntaphilin. Bases 3164 to 5035 code for a protein of 623 amino acids. The transcript is spliced from 5 exons. Gene Ontology annotation, cellular component: cytoplasmic microtubule; mitochondrion. NCBI's taxonomy places the organism in Eukaryota, Metazoa, Chordata, Mammalia, Carnivora, Mustelidae. The record is from RefSeq and is a predicted model, not a curated record. Gene Ontology annotation, biological process: neuron differentiation.
GGGGGUUUUAUAUAUUCACAGAGUUGUGAUCUGUCACUACGACCUAGUUCCAGGACAUUUUCAUCUUCCCCAAAAGAGCCUCCCGCUAUCCAUCAGGCCCUCUUUCUCCUUCUCCCAGCCCUUGGCAACCACUGAUUCACUUCGGGUCUCCGCAGAUUUGCUUGCUAGGGACAUUUCAUAUCCAUGGUUUCAGACAAUGUGUGGCCUGUUGUGUCCGGCUUGUGGUUCAUUUGGCAUAUUUCACAGCUCACCCAUGUUGUGGCAGGUGUCCGUCCUGCCAUUCGCCGUAUGUACCAUGUUCAGUUCAUCCAGUCACUGGACACUGGCGGACUCCUGGGUUGGUUUCCUCCUUUCGGUCACUGUGAAUAGUGCUGCUAUUCCUAAACCAGUUGGUGUGUGAGUUCCUGUUUUCUGUUCUUCGGGGCAUCUACCUAUCAGGGAAAUUGUUAGGUUCUGUGGUAACUCUACAGUUAAUGUUUUGGGGAAAUGCCCCCCCCCACCAAUUUUCCCAUGGCUGCCCUGCAUUCCCAUCAGCAGGGCACAAGAGCUCUAGCUUCUCCCCUCCUGCCCCCAUGCUGGUUAUAGUCCUUCUUUUUGGUGAUAGCAUCCAUUCUUCUAGACGUGAACUGGCUCCCUGUGGAAAAUACACAGUACGUAGAUUUUAAACUGUGAAAUAUUGUUAGCUAGAGCAGCAGUCUGACUGCAGACCUUGCACGUGUAGAGCAGAUGCUGGGAGUGGGGGAAUUGCUACAGGUAAAGCAGGGAAGGAGGCCUGAGCCCACCCCACACACCCCAGAGGCAAAUUCUCCCGAUGGUUUGCAAACCACGGGGUUUGAUAUAUGCCAAGGUCUGUAAUCCAAGUCUAAUUCCUGAAGGCCACUGUGGAGUGGCCAUCGCAGCCCUCAGCGCCGUCCCUCUGGCCUUGCGUAGUGGCCAGGUCGUGGGUCUGUCUGUCCAGCUGCCAUGCUGGGGUGGCCACAGUGAGAAGGAACCCAGAGGCUCCCAUCUCCAGGUCCAGUGCCAAGAGCAGCUGGCGCAGGGCACAGGCAGUGAGCUGGGGAAAUGCCACCGCUGCCCACUUCCCAAGUUCAGGGAGAAAGGUCCUCAGUUUCUCUGAGGGUGUGGACAACCGCAGGGGCUGGUGAGGUCCUCGGCCGUGGAGAGCCCUGGUAUACACUAAUCCUCCGAGGCAGACACAGAGCAUGGCUGCUGGCACAGACCCGGGCCAGACUUCCACCUCCUGCUUCUCCUGGCUUUGGCAUUCGAGGAGCACCAGGCACUCUGCUGUUUGACGGGAGGAAUGUUCCGCCUUAUCGUGUUGUCUUGGCAGAGAGAGGACCCCUCCCAAGUUCUGUUCUGUCGAUUGCAAGGCUCUGCUCUCCGCAGCUGUCAGAGGCUUGAGUCAUGAGACACAGGCUGUUCUGUUCCCUUGGAUUUCAGGAUAGCUUUCUUCUUCUAUUGAUGGCCGAGUCUUUGCAAAAAAAAAAAAAAAAAAAAAAAAAAAAAAUCAUUUCUAGUAGGGGACUUUCAAUUAGCUAGAACACGAGAUUAAAUGCAAGUGCCUGGUUUCUCGCCCAUGACACUGAGUAAAAGGCCAAUGUCUCUUUGAAGAGUGCAGCUUUCUCAGGUUGCAGGGGUGGAAGCUGAAACCCAGGAGCCCUAGUAAUGGAAAGAGAAAAAAGCAUUCAUUGAAAGUCCAUCAUUUCCUUAACAGCCCAGAAUCAGAGAAGGCUGGACCCAGAAGUGUCCUAGAGACCAUCUAAUCCAACUCUUGGCCUCCCAGAUGUGCCUGCUUAAACCACUGUGUUACUAAGAGUUGUGUGUUGAUUGUGUUUGUUUUUAUGAACUCCCCAGAGGGUGCUGUUCCCUGAGAUUCCCCCCAGGGCAUGCAUGCUGAGUGGUCGUGACCGUGAAUGAGGGCAGAAGUCCAGGGGCGAGGACAGCGAGGCACAGCCUUGCAGAAGGCACGUGAUGUGUGCAUGAGGACAGGGCAGGGAGCAGGCUGCAGGCUGGACUGACAGCCCGGGCAGAGCUGCAGGAGAGACUGACGGACACUUCCCAGAGGGCCGCUGAGAACACAGCGCAGGGGUAUAGAGAAGCGGGCCUUAAAUGCCAGAAUCAAGAGUAGUGCCCAAUUUUUACCUAAUUGGGGCCCCUGAUGCACUUUGAGGUUCCAUGGCCUCAUCUCUGUUGCUUCUGCUGCCUCCCUGACCAUGGCUCUUCUCACUUCUCACCUGGGAGGGCUCGAUAACCCACCUGGUCUCCCUGCCUAGCCACAUUCCAUAAAGGCCCCCCCACCUCAGGGACCUUCUAAACUUCAAGUCCGAUCGCGUCCCUCCCCCUUCCAAGGCCCUUCCUUGGCUUCCUGUUGCCCACGAUCCUGGCUUAGGUGGCUCUGUGUGGCGUGGCACUGCCUCAUCCUGCAGCCCCACCCUCACUGUGCCUCUGACCUCACCAGGCGCCCUGGUUUCCUCGGCUGCCAUGCCAUUGAACAACUCACUGCCUCUGCCCAGCCUUCUCCUUCCCUUCCAUUUGCUUUCUCUGACUGACAAACUCAUAUUCAUCCCUCAAGACCCAGUGUAAAUUUCUUUUUGGAGACGCUUUCUCUGACCCUUCAGAGGCCACGUAAUGCCCUGACUGUGUUUCUGUUUUGAAGCUGGCAUUGUGAUGCAACGAUCAACUUCCAAGAUGCGGGCGAGUCCCACUUAUGAGUGUGUACGGUGCUGGGCCAAGCCCCAGCUACAGUAGGCCACGAGGUGCCUUCUGUCACAGAUGAGGAAGCUGAGAUGCAGAGAAGGGGUAUGACUUGCCCAAGGCAGGCACCUAGGGGACGGAGCUGGGAUUUGAGCCCAGAUCUGUUUGGCUCUAUUUCUGCAUCCUUUUGUCUCCUGUUCCCUGGAUCCCACUGUGUCCCUUGGACCCCCAGUGUAGGCCUUUGGGGACCUGCCGGGUGGGUGUUGUCAUGGUGCAGGCAGGAUGGGGAAGUGGAGGAGGUUGGAGGGAAGGCCUGCCUUUACUCUGGUGUUGAAAGGAUGAAAGAGACUCUCAACCCAGCCCCCGCAGUGAGGGGUUCCCUCGCACCUUCCCUUCUGAGCAGCCGGCUCUGGCUGCCUGGGCGCAGGGCUGGGGGACUCUGGGAGCAGGCAGGCGGCACAGGCGACACAUGCACCAUGGCAACCUGCCUCCUCUCUGGGGCCCGGAAGGGGAGGAGGGAGGACUGGAGAAAGCACACCAACUUCUGAGUAGGAUCCUGGAGAGGCGGCUCCCUUUGGGCCUGGGUGGCUUCUGCCCUCCCACAAGGGAGCCCGCCUACAAGGUCCCAUCUCAGCAGGGGAAAUGCCACUUCCGCCUCUGUCCCAGAGGAAUGGCCGGCUCUGGGCUCCCCAGAGACCACUGGGUCCAUCCAGCCCCGGGGACACCGCCUCCCCCGCCCCUCACCCGGACCCGCAGCCUCAUGGCCAUGUCCCUGCCGGGCAGUAGACGGGCCUCUGCUGGAUCCCGCAGCGGGGGCCCUUUGGGCCGCAGCGGCCUGGCGGUGUUUGCCCAGUGCCCGCAGCUGCCCACCAGCCAGAACGAGCACCUGCCUCUUCUUCCUGCCUCCAGGCGCACCUCUCCCCCCGUGAGCGUGCGGGACGCCUACGGCACCUCCUCUCUCAGCAGCAGCAGCAACUCAGGCUCCUACAAGGGCAGCGACAGCAGCCCCACGCCCAGGCGCUCCAUGAAGUACAUGCUGUGCAGCGACAACCAUGGUGUCAAGCCGCCCACCCCGGAGCAGUACCUGACGCCCCUGCAGCAGAAGGAGGUGUGCAUCCGGCACCUGAAGGCACGGCUGAAGGACACCCAGGACAGGCUGCAGGACCGGGACACGGAGAUUGAUGACCUGAAGACGCAGCUGUCGCGCAUGCAGGAGGACUGGAUCGAGGAGGAGUGCCACCGUGUGGAGGCGCAGCUGGCCCUGAAGGAGGCGCGCAAGGAGAUCAAGCAGCUCAAGCAGGUCAUCGACACCGUCAAGAACAACCUGAUCGACAAGGACAAGGGGCUGCAGAAGUACUUCGUGGACAUCAACAUUCAGAACAAGAAGCUGGAGACGCUGCUGCACAGCAUGGAAGUGGCCCAGAACGGCACGGCCAAGGACGACGGCGCUGGGGAGUCGGCCGGCGGGUCCCCCGCCCGCUCCCUCACCCGCAGCUCCACCUACACCAAGCUGAGUGACCCUGCUGUCUGCGGUGACCGGCCCCCCGGCGACCACCCCGGGGCCUCUGCAGAGGACGGGGCUGACAGCGGCUUCGCGGGGACCGAGGACACACUGAGCCGGACGGACGCGCUGGAGGCCAGCAGCCUGCUAUCAUCGGGGGUGGACUGCGGCCCCGAGGAGGGCUCGUUGCACAGCAGCUUCGGCCUGGGCCCCCGCUUCCCCGCCAGCAACACCUACGAGAAGCUUCUGUGUGGCCUGGAGGCCGGCGUGCAGGUCAGCUGCAUGCAGGAGCGCGCCAUCCAGACGGACUUCGUGCAGUACCAGCCAGACCUGGACGCCAUCCUGGAGAAAGUGACCCAGGCCCAGGUCUGCGGAGCAGUCCCUGAAUCAGGGGACAGGGGCCCAGAGCUGGAGCCCCACCCCCCAGGGCCCAAAGACUGCAACUCCACCGUGGUGGUGACGGUGGGGGACGAGCUAGAGGCCCCGGAGCCCAUCACCCGGGGGCCGAGCCCACACCGGCCCGGUGCCAACCCCAGCCCAGGCCCAUCGGUGAGUGUGGCAUGCCCCGUGGAAGAGGAGGAGGAGGCGGCUGCUGAGAAGGAACCCAAGAGCUACUGGAGCCGCCACUACAUCGUGGAUCUGCUGGCUGUGGUGGUACCGGCCGUGCCCACGGUGGCCUGGCUGUGCCGCUCCCAGCGCCGCCAGGGCCAGCCCAUUUACAACAUCAGCUCCCUGCUGCGGGGCUGCUGCACUGUGGCCUUGCACUCCAUCCGCAGGAUCAGCUGCCGCUCGCUGGGCCAGCAGGGUCCAAGCCAGGCGGCCGGCAGCUCCCAGCUGUGAGCGUGUGCGGCCCUGGCCAGCGGCUCUGACGGCCUGACCAAUGAUCGUAGGGGUGCCGCUCUCCUCCUGCUCACGCCCCGGGGGCCUCAGCUGCUUGAUUUAGUUUUGGGUAGGGGAUGUGAACAGUGUCAGGGCUGGGAGUCGGGGUUGGGGGAAGGCACCCCAAACUGUGAUAGGAGACAAGGGAAGAAAGACCAAAGGCAGAGAGGCACACGGAAGGGACACAUUGCAGAGAGAGGAGGUGGGGAGGUCCCCCAACCCAGCCCUGUCCACCUGGACCUUCACACAGGGCCGCCCGCCCCUGCCCAGAAGUCUCCGGGGUGUCGAUGUGGGGAGGCUGGGCCUGAGGUGCCCAGGGGAGCCUCCCCACCCCCACCCCGGGUCCCGUCCCAUUGCUGCCCAUCCAAGCCUCCUCCCCAGCCACCCCCUGCCCUCAGUCCAGCCUUCUGGGCCAGUAGUACCUCCUUCUGUGGAGGCAGCUGCUGCCCAGAAUGCACGCUACCCGCCCAGGACUCUCAGCAGGGUCUGCAACCCCUGGGCCCCAGCUGCAGUUCUAGCAUCUUCCAGCUGCUACCCGCUCUGGGAUUCGGAAGUGUAGUCGGGCCACAGGCAUGGGCCGGUGGAAAGACGGUGAUGGGCAAGAGGUGGCAGAGCGCAGUGUGGCUUCUGUGUCUGUCUGUCCGAGCCCUUCCCCAGGCUCUGUUUCCCUCUCCACGCUCCUGGCUGUGUCAGAUCGUUCUUCCUGUGAGAGCUGAGCCAGACAGGCUAGUGCUGGGGCUGGAGCCUCUGCCGGCCCGAGAGGAGGAGGCAGGGGCUGGCAGUUCAGGGGCACUCCUCCAGCCUUCUGAGACAAGGUCCUACAGUCUGGCAGGUGGGCUGGACUCGGCAAUCCUCCGCUGGUUUGAGAAGCCAGAGGCCAUGAUGGCCCCUGAAGCUCAGCCCGAGUUUCACUGGGGGCCUCAGGCCCAGCUUACACUUUGCACUAUGUUCACUUUGGGGCUUGGCUCUCAUGCGCCCCAGCAGCUCCACUGAGGGGCUGCUUGCAUUCUAGUGAGGGCUCCUAAACUUAGACCUAGCUGUCUCUGGAGAAAAGCCAGCAUGGUGGACGGCAGGACGGGAUAUGGAAGCCAUGAUGUCUGUCCAGGCCAAAGCAGGGCACCCGGGUCAUCUCCCAGGCAAGGACGGAGCAGGGCAGGCCAGAGCCCUGCGGCCUCCCUGCUCACAGCCUGAGGCCACUUGGCCUGGGAAGCUUCACUGUCCCCCUCCUUCCCUGUCCCCCAGCAAAGCUGCUGACCUUUUGGGUCCCCCAGCAAAGCUGCUGACCUUUUACCACCACUAUUAUUUGACAAAGUGAACCUGCUCCUUCUCCCCUGUGGGGCCUAUACCCGUCUGGUGGCCCCUCCCACUCUUCAGAGAUUAGGCCCCACGUGGGGGGUGCUGGCGGGACCCUGUAUCUUACUCAUUCCUCUGGCCCUGGGACCACUCUGGUUCUCUGCCAAGGUUGCUCACCUGCCCCCGCUGCUCCCACAGCCACCGCCUGAGUUGGGGGCUCCGCCUUUCUUCUCUGCACCCUCCAAUCAAAGGGGGGGCCCUGCAUGCACUGGGAGUGGGCAGCCAGCUCAGCCAUGGGGCCGGCAGCCCCCUCUGCCACACGCUUUGUGCCUCCAAAGCCUCCUUCCCCUGGCUGGGGCCUCAGACCAUCCGUCCUUUGCAGAGCACCACCACCCCAGCCGAAGCGCACCUGAAGUCCUGGGGCCUGGCUGGGGCUGCCCCACAGAUGCUGGGGUUGUGCCAUGGAGGGGCCGUGGACACACCCAAUCUAAAGCCAAGCCGGGCCUGGCCGUGGACCCCGCCUCCCGUGCUGUGCACUCACGGAGCUGCGUAGCGUCUCCUUAGAAAUAGUCCAAGCUUUGCCGAGAAAAUAAAUGUCUGACUAUAUUUGACAACAUGAAAUCUAUAUAUUUUUCACACUGGAAUUCAGUCAAGCCACACAGCCCCUCUGCUCCUGUCUGUGUCUUGCUCUCUGUGGCCUUCCUGUCGUGUCUCGUGUUUCAGUGGUCGGGGCCGUAGUCCACUGGGUCCCACCGGAGGUCCCGGUGAAGGGCCGCGCCAGAAGUGAGUGGCGCCGCCGCUCAGGGUUGCGGAGCCCUCGCCCACAUCGUCAAGGUUCUUCUCUCUUGGGGCCCUCAACGGGCAUUUCUUUCUCGUGUCAGUGGAGGCGGUGGCUCUGCACCCAGCCCCAGGAUGGACCCCGAGAGCACGCUGGCUGGCGGCCCUGGUCCAGCCCUCCAUGUGCCCAUGCGUGUGCUCAGUGUCUGCAUCUAUGCAAAGGGGGCAGCGUGGCGCCCGAGGCUCAGAGCAAACGGGGUAGCACAGCGGCCUGCUGGCUCGGGCUCCCGGCCCCAGCACCGCGGGGCACUGGGUGUGGGGCAGGAGUGCAAGGCCAAGGCUGGGGGACUGCCCCCCUCCAGUGCUCCUCCUCCAAAGCUCCCCUUUUUCCUUCAUAUCUCCUCCUGCUGAGCUCUGGCCUUGCCCUCCUGCCCUCGGCUCCUGGAGCAAAAAUUGUCGGGGGGCGGGGGGCCUCCCUCCACCGUCUGGCCUUGGGCUGGGGCUGAUUCCCUCCCACAGGACAUUUCCCCAGGAAGCACCUGCUGAACUGCUGGUCCCUUGGAGCCCAGGGGGCCGGAAGUGGCUUCUGCUCAGUCGUAGGGCCUGGGUCUGGGCCUUCCUGCUGCUCCUCUGGCUCUGGGCUCAGGCAGGAAUCAAAGCAUGGGCUAGGACUCUGCACACAGAGCUGGCCUCCUGCGGAGUUUAUUCCGAGCAUCUCCCAAGGGGAGAACUUAGCUUUUCACUGACCAGGCUUCCCAGGCACUGUUAGCAACGGGGCGUCUGACAGCGCCUGGGGAGGGGCAGCCCCGCCGAUGUUCUGGGGCCUACCAGAGGCCUGAGCCCAGGGAACUCCUGACCCCCUUCUCUAGCCCAGGGGGACAGUACAAACAAGCCACAGCACACUCCCCCAUUCAGCCAUCCCCUCGAUGGAGAAGUCGGGGGGUAUGGGAAAGGGGGAGGUGGCGAGGGUCUUCAUUUUGUCUCCUUUGUCCUGUUCAGACAGAGUUGUACCCGCAGCAGACAGCUCUGAAUUAAAGCAUGAAAACACAGCAAGCCCCUUGGCCUG